AUGGAAAAACUGUAUCUCACCGCUGCCGAAAAGGGUGACAAGAAAGCGAUGAAAUUAGCGCUUGAGUACGCCAGAGGGCUGGACAUCAACUGCACAGACGCGUCUGGUAGAUCGGCUCUGAUUUUGGCCAUUCAAAAUGGCAGUACAGCUGUUCAUAAUAGUGGUAAUUCUGUGGUGGUUGGAAUGAUAGUUAUGAUUGUGGUACUAAUGUUGUUUGUUGGUGAUUGUCAUGAUCAUGAGAGUCUUAGUGGUCAUAAUACUGGUAGUAUUGCGAGUGAGAGUGCUGGUAGUCAAUAUAUUAUAAAACUGUUACUUGCUCACAACGUGGCACUCGGCGAUGCACUGCUUCGUGCUGUUGAUAUGCAGAUUAAACAAAUCGUUGAUUUGAUUUGCGAAUAUAUCAAAAAAAGAAAGAAGAAGUUUGUGACGCAUCCCAAUACUCAACAGUUGCUGAUUGAAAAAUGGUUCAAAGGAUUACCAAACUGGAGGGAACUAAGCGGCAUGAAAUCUUUCCUGUUCACCAUCUUAUUUGGACUAUGCUUCCCGGUAUUCUCGGUCGCUUAUACAAUCGCUCCGCAGCAUAAAUUUUCACAUUUUUUGAAGAUACCUUUCGUGAAAUUUGUCUGUAAUACUGCGUCCUCAUUUGCGUUCCUGGUUCUUCUUGGCAUGCAGACGAUAGGUAUCGACAGUGCCGUCGCUGGCGAGAAUAAGCAAAAUGAAGAGCGUUACGAAAAGUUACAACGAGAAAACCGUCCAUCCGCUCUUACAGUGCAAGAAUGGCUGAUAGUUUUCUGGAUCGUUGGAAUGACUUGGGAGGAAAUCGCAAUAGUUUUGAAAAACGGGUCACGUGUCAUCACAGACAAUUUACAGAUGAAAAUAUUGGACUAUUCCACGUUGUUGCUGUUCUGGGGGUGGAUAGGGUUACGAUUUGCACUGUCAGUUCAGGUAUUGGGAGGAACCAAAGAACCGUUGGUGGCUUCUGUGAACAACGGGACUCCUGUACUGGUCUACAUCGAUGACGGAGGCAACACUGGUGACGUCACGAUCAAAAUGUCAAAUGGAACGAUGUUGCCGGAUUACAUCACGACCGACCAAAUGCUCACACAGAUGACGCCACUUCCGUUCCAGAAAAUUGAAAUCUCGUACGCAGAUAUCAUUUCUCGCGCUUUUUUCGCCGUCGCGAAAGUAUUCAGCUUCAUGCGCCUGAUCCGAAUUACGGUGGUGAACCAGCAGGUGGGCCCGAUGCAAAUCUCGCUAGGUCGUAUGUUCCAGGAUAUUGCUAAGUUUAUGAUGAUAUUCUGUUUGGUAUGGUUGGCGUUCUCCAUUGGCUUGAAUCAGUUGUACUGGUUCCACGCCCUCAAAGCAGAACUGCAGUGUAACAUGGCGCACGUCGACGACUGUAAAGAAGUGUUCUCCACCAUGGGCACUACAAUGAACACGCUUUUCUGGGCUAUAUUUGGAGUUACAAAACUGGACAGUCUUGAGAUUUAUGGAAAUGACCGAUGGUUCGUUGAGGGCGUAGGACAGACGUUAUACGGAGCGUAUCACGUGAUUGGCAUUAUUGUGCUGCUGAAUAUACUAAUUGCUAUGAUGACAAAAACGUACACAACCAUCGAGGAAGAUGCCGACAUUCAGUGGAAGUACUCUAGAGCUGAAUUGUGGAUGAGUUAUUUCGGAGAGGGCGCUGCACUGCCACCGCCAUUCAACUUGUUGCCUAGUAGACUUGGCGUUGAGGGCCUUAUUCGUCGUUUUAAGCACGGGCUUUGUACCACUCCAGAGCACAUCAAAUUGCAACAACAAUCCAUGAUAGAAACAAAAGUUAAGGAGUACGAGGAGGUCAUUCAUGACGUAGUUCGACGAUACCAUUUUGAGAAGCAGCGUGACGAGGAAGAGGAUGUUGACCCUUGGUUGGUUCAACUAAAACAAGACAUCUCCGGAUUCAAGUACGAUAUGUUCGAAGCACUCGGUGAUAUGGACAACAAGAUCAACCACGUUCAGGCAAAGGUGGAGGACAGAGACGUGAUUGAAAGCAGCGGGCCGGGAAGCGAAAUGUUCCACCUUUUGGCGGAUGCCGUGGCGUCAGAGCCACGUGAUCGAUACGCCGACUUGCUGUUCAUUGACGAUGAAGACGAUGACGAAACCAUUUACUCUAUGUCAGAUGUCCCGUCUCCUAGUACAACUACUGCCCUCAGUGUUAGCCGCGGAACGCUGGACAACCAAAGAGUCUGA
Molecule: messenger RNA, 2229 nt
Organism: Saccoglossus kowalevskii
Lineage: Eukaryota; Metazoa; Hemichordata; Enteropneusta; Harrimaniidae
Product: short transient receptor potential channel 4-like
Biological process (GO): calcium ion transmembrane transport; regulation of cytosolic calcium ion concentration
Cellular component (GO): cation channel complex; plasma membrane
Molecular function (GO): inositol 1,4,5 trisphosphate binding; protein binding; store-operated calcium channel activity
Source: RefSeq, a predicted model, not a curated record